UACAUAGUAGCUAAACUGGUCUUUCAAUUAGCUAUAAAGUAACUAGCCAAAUGCUGCUAAAGGGGUAACACGGUUCCACGGCGAGGUCGGAAGUAGGCCGCCACUUAAAGGGGAAUGGAGUUUGAAGAGUUAUUUUAAGACUUAGUUGGCACUUUUACUCUUUAGAGGAAAUGGAGAGAAGACUGGAAGAGAAGCUAAGAAUCAGCCAAAAAGAGAGGAUGUCGGGUGGGAAUGCCGUGCGGUCUCCAAUGAAAACAGCCAUUGUUAUCCAAGAUGACUCCCUGCCAGCCGCUCCGCCACCUCAGAUAAGAAUCCUUAAGCGUCCCUCUAGCAACGGAUCCCUGGGGUCUCCACUGACGCAGACACGCCCAGCGCCACAGGUGAAGUCUCUAGCCCAGCGGGAAGCUGAAUAUGCCGAAGCUCGAAAGAGAAUCCUGGGCAGCGCCACCCCCGACGACACACCACAGGAAAGGCCUAAUGCUGACAGAUCACCAAGAAUAAACACCACUCCGUCAGACGACACCCGAUCAAACAAUCACGUGGUCCGCCAGCCAGCUGGCCCAGAUGGUACACAAGGCUUUCGGCAGCGUAGAUAGGAAUACAGAUCUCUGCUAAGGAGACUCGAGGAGGACAAAUUGGGGGGAGGGCUCAGGAUCUUUGGGGAAGGGCUUUUUGUUUUUUUAAAAAGGAGAAUUUGACAUUUAUCUGUAACAUAAGAAUGCGUGGUCUCUUACCACCCCGCAUGGCGUUUUUUGUUGUUGGGGACUUUUCGGAGCAGCAGAGGAAAUGCGCCCUCUGUUCUCUCCAUUGUACACUGUGAUGAGGACAUUGCUCCUUACAGACACUACUCACUGUGAUGUACCCAGAGUACACCUGCCUGCCCCAGCCACCGCCCAAACUCUUGCAUCGAUCGAAGAAAGAAAUGACACAAAACGAUUCCUUCUCUCCACGUGGCUUAAGGAACGGUGCCUGGAACCUAAACGGUCACGAGAAACCUUCACGCCAGAUGACUGACAUGGAUGUUGGACACAGACAGGUCUGUGUAAAAGACUAUGAAUGAAUUGGAAGAAGAUUAUUGAGGGAAGGGUGAGGAUAGAGAAAUGGAAUAGUCCUGACAUCAGGAAGGGCACAGGAUGCCUGCCCACUCCCAGCAAUAACACCACCUGUUGCACUCUUGAUAAUCAGUCAGUCCUCCUUACUGCUCAAAUGUGUCCUUCAAUGUUGUCUUGACAUUACUGUUUUACUUAAGUUUUCGGUUAUUGAGUAAGUCUGUCAAUUGCCAUACAUUUUUAAUUGGGAAGGUAGGAAGGUUGUUUUUGGUAAAACCUGUUGCUGUUGAGUUGAAGUUCUAUUGUUUACAGUUAGCUUUUUGUUCUUUUUCUUCUGCUUAUGUCCUCUGUAAGCUGUCCUAAUUUUUAUUUAUAUGAAAGAAAACAGCAAAGAGAAAUUAAUUGAUGGAGGAAAUAACAGGAUGAAAAUACAUUUUUAAGUAGCUUUCUGCAUUUUUAUGUAUGGUUUGAAAUGGUAGUGGCUUUUAGAUCCAUACAUAUUUUUAAAACUGAUCAAAACAUGAAAAUGACAAUAUUUUGUCCUGUAAAUAUUGGUUAUUCUAAACUUGUGCAGAAAAGCACCUGUGGGAAGUGGUGUAUGGGAUAUGGUUAAUCCAUUCUCAUCCACUCUUCCCUCCUCAUAUCUGCUGUCCGCUGAAUUCUCUCAGAUGUGCUUUACUCAUGUAGGAACCCUGGUGUUCCAAGAGAGCUGAAUGAAAUUUGGGUGUUUAAACUAGGAAUAUUCACAUUAAUUGGUGGCACACUAUCAAGUUAUAUCUGAUGGUGUGAUUAACCCUUCACCUCUUGAGUGAAAGCCCAAAGGAGGAGAGAUGUAAACCUUUCCAAAGACUUGAGGGAUUUGUACCCCCUACACUGUUGAACAGCUCGUUUUUUUUUUUCAUAAAAGGGACCUAUAUAAAGUCUCUCCGAACAUGCACAAAAAGGCUAUAUUCUGCUCCACAGUGCAAUUGAAAUGAGAAUGUUGCUGUACCUUUGCAAUAUCACAUCUACUGCCUUUCCCUCAUUUCUCUCAGCAUCUAUUCAGUCCUCACUGGUUUGUCCUCAACUUACCAGGACCUUAUCAGGGGACUGCCCUUGUGUUUUGUCUCACAGGGACUUUUUAAAAUGUCCAGUUAUAUCGAUUUUAUCCAGGGGAGUUAGUCACAUGCUGAUCAAACACACAAAUCUGCCUGUACAUACUAAAGAAAAUGGCCAUUUAAUAAAGGAUUUUUAAAAUACAA
This is a messenger RNA of Alosa alosa (allis shad), 2290 nucleotides long. It is a transcript of the gene szrd1, whose product is annotated as SUZ RNA binding domain containing 1. The record is from RefSeq and is a predicted model, not a curated record. The coding region runs from base 171 to 596 and encodes 141 amino acids. The transcript has 4 exons. NCBI's taxonomy places the organism in Eukaryota, Metazoa, Chordata, Actinopteri, Clupeiformes, Clupeidae.